AACACAUUCAAUCUGCAAAGAAGAAAGCAGGGACAGUCUUGACAGUAGCAAUAGGAAUAGGAACGAGUGAUGUUGUUAACAGCGAAACCCAUGCGACAACUAUGGUUCCCACUCCCAGUCCCAGAAAAAGUUCCCAAGUGCAAUUGCAGGUUAUCAUCGAUAACAUUAGCAAGCACCAACACGCCAAUUACUACUCUCACUCACUCUCACACUCCUAAGCCUAAACCGACGGUAAAGAAGAGAAAGAGGUAUCGGAGGCUGUACCCUGGAGAGACCACCGGCAUCACUGAAGAGAUGAGGUUCGUCGCCAUGAGACUCCGCAACGUCACCGUUUCCCAAAACCAACCGGAUUCCGACACGUGGCACCCCUCCAUGGAUGGCUUCCUCCGUUACUUGGUUGACAACCACCUCAUUUUCACCACUCUCGAACGCCUCGUCGAUGAAUCCGAUAAUGUCUCUUAUGCAUACAUGAGGAAAACGGGGUUGGAAAGAUCAGAAGGGCUUUCAAGGGAUCUGGAAAGGUUGGAGGAAGAAGGAAGUGUGAUUCCAAAUCCCAGCUCUGCAGGGCUUACUUAUGCCAAAUAUUUGGAGGAACUUGCAGAGAGAAGCACACCCUUGUUUCUCUCCCAUUUCUACAAUAUCUAUUUUUCUCAUAUUGCUGCUGGUCAGGUCAUUGCAAAGAAGGUUUCUGAAAAGCUCCUGGAAGGUAAGGAGCUGGAAUUUUACAGAUGGGAAGGAGAUGUUCCUGAAUUGCUGAAAGGUGUUCGUGAUAAGCUCAACUUGCUUUCAGAGCAUUGGUCUCGUGAUGAAAAGAAUAGAUGUUUAAAAGAAACUACAAAGGUAUUCCGGUCUAUGGGACAGAUUGUUCGUCUGAUUGUCUCAUAAAUAGACCUCUGGUUCUCUUUUUCUUUUUCUAAACAACACAUCUUUUUUAUGGUAAGCUUUCUAAAAUCACCUUGUCUUCCUUUAUCUUGUUGAAUUUGUGGCCUUUAACUGAUGGAGGACUAGUAGCCCCAACUCAAUGAUAUUUGAUGUAUUCUUAGACAAUGUAUUCAAUCCUUAACAGAGAGAGAACUGUUUGUUUCGCUCAUGCUUAAAUGGAAAAACAAUACACUGAUCAUGUCAUCCUGCUCUAGAGCAUCCUACUUCUUACAUUACAUUGUAUGUACAAAUUGUGUGAUUGUACAAUUGGACUUUUAUUGGUUAACCCCAAGAACUGUGAUUCUAGCAUGUGCCAUUUAGCUUUGCGUAUGCUGUGUUGUUCAGGGGGGUUUGACUGAAUUGUAGCUUGGGAACCUUUUUUUUUUUUUCCUUCUUGCAGCUAAUUUUCUGUGUCCUCGUGUACAUGUUAGAAAAAGCGUAUUACUAUUAUAACG
Molecule: messenger RNA, 1376 nt
Organism: Abrus precatorius (Indian licorice)
Lineage: Eukaryota; Viridiplantae; Streptophyta; Magnoliopsida; Fabales; Fabaceae
Product: probable inactive heme oxygenase 2, chloroplastic
Exons: 4
Coding region: 70-885 (271 amino acids)
Biological process (GO): heme oxidation; phytochromobilin biosynthetic process
Molecular function (GO): heme oxygenase (decyclizing) activity
Source: RefSeq, a predicted model, not a curated record